Messenger RNA from Triplophysa dalaica, 2105 nucleotides. RefSeq names its product RAB7b, member RAS oncogene family (gene rab7b). The record is from RefSeq and is a predicted model, not a curated record. Gene Ontology annotation, molecular function: GTPase activity; GTP binding. NCBI's taxonomy places the organism in Eukaryota, Metazoa, Chordata, Actinopteri, Cypriniformes, Nemacheilidae. Gene Ontology annotation, cellular component: lysosome; late endosome; phagocytic vesicle. Gene Ontology annotation, biological process: phagosome-lysosome fusion; endosome to lysosome transport. Bases 197 to 814 code for a protein of 205 amino acids. The transcript has 6 exons.
CCUUGUGACUUCACAGUCAGUCAUGUCCUGUUCCACAAGGAAGAAACACAGACUUCACAACAGCUGAUGCGCAUCUGUAUCAUUGCGAGUAGCCUAUAGGGUGAUUAUUGUGUGGACUAGAUUCAGAUUCGGACGCACGGCGAAUAUCAAAGGAGCUGCGACAGCAAAAGCGAAGAGGUGAAGCUUUCUUAUCAUCAUGGCUUCCCGCAAGAAAGUGCUGCUUAAAGUGAUCAUCCUAGGGGAUUCUGGAGUUGGCAAGACCUCUUUGAUGAAUCAAUAUGUGAAUAAUAAAUUUAGUAAUCAGUAUAAGGCCACUAUUGGAGCUGACUUCCUCACCAAGGAGGUGAUGGUGGAUGACAGGCUGGUCACCAUGCAGAUUUGGGAUACAGCUGGUCAGGAGCGAUUUCAGUCUCUGGGCGUGGCUUUCUACAGAGGGGCGGACUGUUGUGUGCUGGUGUAUGACGUCACGGUGCCAACUACAUUUAAGACUCUGGAAAGCUGGAGGGAUGAGUUUCUCAUUCAGGCCAGUCCACGAGACCCAGAGAACUUCCCCUUUGUUGUACUGGGCAACAAAAUUGACAUGGAGAACCGACAGGUAACAACCAAGCGAGCUCAAGCGUGGUGUCAGAGUAAAAACAAUAUCCCCUAUUUUGAGACGAGUGCCAAAGAAGCUAUUAAUGUGGAGCAGGCCUUCCAAACAAUCGCUCGUAAUGCCCUCAAACAGGAGUCAGAAGGGGAGACAUAUGAUUUUCCUGACCCGAUUAAAUUAAGAAAUGAUGGACCUACAUCUGCUAGUGAUGGCUGCAGUUGCUGAAGAAGUGAUGAAAGGGGGAGCAAAGAUCUAACACAGAAAAAAGACAGGGAGAGAUGGUAAAGAUCCAGGCCCUUGUUUUGGUGCCCAUCACCCACUGCUGUUUUGUUCUCCUUUGAAACAUCCAGAGUUUCAAAUGCCACAUGUGAAAGCUGAACAUCCAUUUACUGCUGAACUCUGAGUAACGUGUGGUUUGUUGAACUGUCUGAGGAACAAGAAGACAGAUGUUUUGCAUAUCCUGUGACACUGCAUUUAUUACAAGUUCUACUAUCACUACAGCUGUCAGAACAUCCUUGUCAUUAUUUCUGCUCUCCAUGUAAUUAAUGUUUCGUUUUUAGAAGUAACUUGUUCGUAUGAUGGUUCUUUGUGCCUUUAAACUUUUAGUUAAAUGUCAAAUACAGGUUUACUUCUAUGCUGAAUUUGCUUUCUAUAAAGAUUGUAUUGAUCAAGUAGGCUGAGCGAUACAUUCUUUUAAAUAUAAUGUAACUUUGUUAACAGUCUAACAUUUAUCAACACAAAAAACAGUAUCAGUGUCAAUAUUCAUGAAUAUGCACCAUGGCAGCAGGGUUUUUUUGCCUCUGGAAGUAUGCUAAGGCUUUAAAAUCAUUUUUAAUUGCAUUGUAAAUGCAAACAGUUGGAAAUGCCAAUGGUUUACUGCAGGUAAAAACAAAUCAGGUCAAAACACACAUACAUCAUCACUUCUGAUUAUUAGUGUAUUAUUGGUUCACAUAAAUAAUAAAUACUUAAGUUAUUUUUUUUAAUGUCUGUUUAGAGAAACGGUGUAAAACCUGAUUUAUUGUUUUGCUAUCAGAAAUGUCAUUAAGGUUAAUCAACGUACCAUUUCAUGGUUUGACAUGUGGCAGUUUCAAGAUUGCUCUGACAGAACUCUUCUAAAUUUGAAAUGUAGGUUCUUUGACAGUUUUAGGACACCUGUUCUUCAUAUUUCUUUAUAAUGUUUUAGAAGAUAAUAGCAAUGGUUAACAAACCAUGUUUUGUGUAUAAGUUGAGAAAUGUUUCACAAAGGACAGCAGCACUGACUGUUAAACCAGUAGAAGUUUGAUAUGGUAAAACAAAAAAUACACUUUUUUUACAUUACUCCAUGUUUAAUUCAAUGUUUGACUUGCUUUUGAACAUUUACAUUAUACACCUGUAUGUAUACUCAACCUAUAAAGGUCGUCAGUUUUAUAUGCCAAAGUCCAAUAACUGUAGAAAUUCAAUAGGCAUCACUUUUACUUGGCCAAAUGUAAGAAUGGCUUCAAAAUAAAAAGUGAAAUAAAGAUACAUUUACACCCGA